UUAUGCCUGGAGAAAUUCUCUGUGGAACUUGCCCAAAGAAGGCAUUUAAGUCCUGUCUGACCUGCAUGGCCUCCUUCUGUGGGGAUCAUGUUAAGCUUCACUACACAACCCCCGCACUGGGCAUACACAGGCUGGUGGAGCCCACUGGAGACCUGGAGCAGAGGCUAUGCCAACAACACAACCGAGAACUGGAGCUGUACUGCAACACUGACCAGAUUGCUAUAUGUGUUCUGUGUGUGGGGAAGGGGCAUAGAGGACAUUAUAUAAUUGACCUGGAAGACCACCAGCAAAUGAGGCAGUCUGACCGUACAACAGAUGUCCCUUCUCCUGGGCCUAUUGACUUCAUAUCAGUGAAGCCAGACUCCUUGAGUUUGUGCUGGGGACCUCCUGAGGGACUUACUAAACCCCCCAAAUUCAGGGUGUCAUGGAUGGGUGGAGGCAAGGAGGAGAGAAUGGAAGUGCCAGGGCUCGGCAUUACCAUUCAGUCGCUCAGUCCAGGAGAGAAGUACACCUUUACUGUUGCCACUGUAGAGGAGGGUAGACAGAGCCCAUGUGUGUCUGCAACUGAGCACACAGAUAUUCCUCCUCCUGAGAAUCUUAACGUGAGGCUCGAUCUACCAUCAGCAGCAGUGUCAUGGAGCGAACCAGCAGGAGUUGGUCAUCUCUCAUACAUGCUGAAUCUCUACAGUGAUGGAAAAUGCGUAGACACUGUCUCCGGUACAUUUCUCGAAUACAGCUAUCCUGAGCUGGUUAUUGGGAGAGAAUACAUCAUCACUGUUUCCACAGUGCUUAAUGGAAGGCAGAGCAAGGCUGUUUCGAGAACCUUCCAAACAAAUAUUCCGGUCCCUGAGAGGGUAUGUGUGGGUUCAGUGACUCCAACAUCUGCUGAUCUCAGCUGGAGCGUACAGGGGAUGCAACAGAUUCCCCACCGAUUCCGGAUCUCCUACUGGUGUGAAGGGACUGAACCAUGGACCAUGUAUGCAGCAUUGCCCACCACAACUCUUACAGACCUGCAGCCAGAUACUCAGUACACAAUCAGUGUCUGCUGUGAGCUUGACAAUGGGGGGGAAAGUGAGGCUACCUUAGGAAGUAUAAAAACGGGUGAUUUUGUUCCAGAUGGAUUGCUUGUAGAUGCCCUAGAUGAAGAGACUCCAAGGAAUGUUCCAAGGGAUGCAAAUGUAUACAAUAAUUAUACAAUAUACAAUGGUACUGCAUAUGGUUCAGAUGGCAGAUGGAAGGCUGAAGUUCGUUGGAGCCAACUGCAGGGCUUGCAACACAUUCCACACAAAUUCCUGAUAUGCUGCUCCAGUGAAGAGGAUGGACAAAUGAGAACCUCUACAGAGUCCUGCAGCAUAACUCUUCAAGACCUGCAGUCAGACACUCAGUACGAGGUCACUGUCCGCUGUGAGCUCCAAGGUGGAAAAAAGAGCAAGAUGGCAACCACCACUUUCCACACGAGUGAGAGGAGGAUUGUCCUUUUGGGGAAGACAGGCGAUGGCAAAAGCAGUGUUGGAAACAGCAUCCUGGAAGAAGAAGUCUUCACAGUGGAUAGUAGUCAGCAUGGAGUAACACACCAGUGUUUAUCACAUUCCAAGAUAAUUAAUGGGAGAAAGUACACAGUGAUUGACACUCCUGGAUUCUUUGACUCUGGUAUUGCAGAGGACUCUCUAAUUCCAGAGAUAGUAAAAUGCAUUUUUCAUAGUGCACCAGGUCCUCAUGCAUUUGUUAUAGUGUUAAGAGUAGGAAGACAUACAGAGCAUGAACAUCAAACUAUGGACAAGAUAAGAAAUAUAUUUUCAGAUGAUGCAUUUAAACAUGGAGUACUUCUCUUCACACAUGGUGAAGAUUUGGGGGAGAAGACUAUUCAAGAGUUUGUCAGUGAGGAACAGGGCACUCAGAGAAGGGGAACCACACUACAUGACCUUGUAGAGAAAUGUCAUGAUAACUAUCAUGUCAUAGACAACAAACAUUGGACUCAGGAAGGAGGGGACAAAAGCAAGAAAACACAGGUAGCAAAUCUACUAAACACCAUAGAACAGAUGGUUGAGUACAAUCGUGCAGAUGGUGCAGACUAUUACACCAAUGAGAUUAUGGUGCUAGUGGAGCUGGCCAUUCAGGAUGAAAUGCAGAAAAUUCGACAGACUGAACAAAAUCAGCAGCAUCAACUAACUGAGAGUGACAUCAGAAAGAGGGCUAAGAAAAUAGUGGAGCGGAGAAUCAUGAUAAAUAAAAAUGUUGUCACAGCAGUGGUAAUGCUCCUUGGACUUGUAUAUUUACCAGCCAUUCCAAAAGAAAAAAUCCGUGAAACUAUUCAAAUUGCAUCAGCUACAGCAAAUAAUCCUUUUCAGGCAAUUGAGAAAGCGUUGAAAAAGUUAAAUGACCUCCGGCCAAGCGUAUUGUCACUUUUUAGAGGACACUUUAGACAGUACCAGCAAAUGGACUGAUGACCAUAACCUAAAGGCUAAUCACUGAUUCUUGAGAAUGUGGCAAAAAUAGGUUUUAAUUUCGAAAGAAAGAAAAAAAAUCCAAAAUAUAGAAAUAUAUUAACAUAGACGAAGGUCAUUUUACAUUUUUCAUAAAAUAGACUUUAACUUGGUUUUGUCCACACCGUCAGACACAGUUAGAAGUGAAAAAAAUAUGUUUCAAAGUGAAAAGUUAUUUCAAUAAUUCAACAUAAUUGUA
Molecule: messenger RNA, 2682 nt
Organism: Engraulis encrasicolus (European anchovy)
Lineage: Eukaryota; Metazoa; Chordata; Actinopteri; Clupeiformes; Engraulidae
Product: fibronectin-like
Exons: 7
Coding region: 3-2444 (813 amino acids)
Molecular function (GO): GTP binding; zinc ion binding; protein binding
Source: RefSeq, a predicted model, not a curated record